This is a messenger RNA of Staurois parvus, 699 nucleotides long. The record is from the annotation of a GenBank genome assembly. NCBI's taxonomy places the organism in Eukaryota, Metazoa, Chordata, Amphibia, Anura, Ranidae.
AUGCCUAAAUUGCAAAAGAAAGUUCUGUUCUGCCUAGCUGGUAUACUGAGCUUCUCCUGUGCUCUGGCAAUUGCGGCAGCUUUAGGUAUUCAGCUGUGGGUUCAAGGAACAGUCCUGUGCAAGACUGGAGCCUUACUAGUUAACGCUACAGGAGAUGAGCUGCAGAAAUUUAUUGGAGAGAUCCAGUAUGGUCUUUUCUAUGGGCAGAGGGUUAAGCACUGUGGGCUUGGAGGAAGACCUACUGAAUUUUCAUUUUUUCCAGAUUUGCUUAACGUGAUUCCAGCCAGCAUGCAUGUCAGUGUGGUUAUAUUUACGACGACCCUCAUCGCGUUUGCCCUGGUAGGAACUGGCUUCUUUAUGUUCAAUGCAUUUGGUAAUCCAUUUGAAACGCUACAUGGUCCAGUGGGAUUAUAUCUGUGGUGCUUCAUUUCAUGUUCCUGUGGCUGUCUCGUACUAAUUCUCUUCUCUUCAGAAGUCAAAUUGCACAAUCUGUCAGAGAAGAUAGCAAAUUACAAAGAAGGAGGUUUUCUAUUUAAAACUCAGACUGAAUAUUUUGGAAAGUCAUUUUGGAUUGUCCUGGUCUGCACACUCAUACAUUUUUUAAAUAUUUUUCUCAUUCGAUUAGCAGGUUAUGAUUUCCCAUUCUCAAAAUCAAAAGACAUGGAUUCUAGUCCAGGAGCAAUAGACUUCAUGUACUGA